AUGGGAUAUGAACUCAGUCUGCGUUCCAGCUCUGGCCGAGAGCGCGCGCACACACGUACGCACGCAUGCCCGGGGACGCGCACGCACGCCCCGGCCUACGCCAGGCCCGCGAAUCCCGAGGCGACCGGGCUUUGGUUGUCUAGGCUUCCUGAGGUAGUGCCCCUGAAGGCGGGGAACGUAGAAGAGGCCGACGUGGGCGCCGAGGAAUCGGUCGCCGAAGAGGACGCGAAGGACUCGGGCGCCGAGGAGCCCGGCCCGGAAGAGUCCGACGCAGAGGAGUCGGGCGCUGAGGAAAACAUGGAGGCGGGGCAGCGGCGGCCGGUGCUGCGCUCGGUGAACUCGCGCGAGCCGUCCCAGGUCAUCUUCUGCAACUACAGCCCGCGUGUCGUUCUGCCCGUGUGGCUCAACUUCGACGGCGAGCCGCAGCCCUACCCGACGCUGCCGCCGGGCAAGGGCCGCCGCAUCCACAGCUACCGAGGUCAUCUUUGGCUCUUCAGAGAUGCAGGGACAUAUGAUGGGCUUCUCGUUAACCAAACUGAAUUAUUUGUGCCAUCUCUCAAUGUUGAUGGACAGCCUAUUUUUGCCAACAUCACGCUGCCAGUGUACACCCUGAAAGAGCGGUGCCUCCAGGUUGUCCGAAGCCUAGUCAAACCUGAGGACUAUAGGAGAUUAGACAUCGCCAGAUCACUCUAUGAGGAUCUGGAAGACCACCCGAAUGUGAGGAAAGACUUGGAGCGUCUGACACAGGAACAUAUUGAAAAUCAGCGGAUGAAAGAGGAGACUGAAGAUUUUCAUUGGGAUUUGCACUCCUAAGUCUCUGCUUUCGAUGAUACUGACUGGUCUUGAUUCAGACAUUGGACUGGGCACAUAUACUCAAUUUCCCAAUGUCUCAUUCUAGGAGUAAAAUGUGCUCCAUUGCUUAAAUGAAGGUUAGCCGACUUCACUAGGCAUUGUGGGGCUUCUGGGUAAAAAUCACAAAAUUCUAUGUCAUGUCUGCUCUUUCUAGAAGUAUUUAUCAGGAGAAAGUAGUUUCGUUUUUGCCUCCUACUAAGUCAGGAAAGUUUCCGUGUAAGGAUUUUUGUGUAAUUCAGUGAGAAUUGCGGCAUAUCCUUUAAUUGUAAGAAAGAGGUGGCAUCUGCUGCUUUUAAUUGCUGUAUUGUGGUUGGUUAUGUGUCUGCCUCCCGGCUUUGGGGACACUGAGAUGUCCUUGAGGCAGGGACAAGUCUUUCUCCUUUUUGAGACCCCAGUGCCUAGCACAUUAUGAGCCUUUAGUCAUCGUUGACUGAUGGAUACUGCUUUAGUAGAAAGUGUUGGAGGUUUUGUUUGUUCUUCCCUUUUUUUUUUUCUUCCAUAAGUGUGUAAACAAAUGUCUUGAAGGGAAUCAUUUUUAUAGAAAGCACUUUUUAUCAUUUUUAAAAUUUUGUGUUUUUCUCUGUCCACUAUUGUUGCAGUACAGUGUUAUUUCUGUUUCUAAUCCGUGAUUGGCAUUCUACAGUUACUGUGAUACUGGCUUUUUUGUAAUUUGACAUCUGCACAGAAAAUGGGAGAAAUAGCAGUCCUCGUGUUUAAUUCUAGUGUUAAGGAGCUUCUGUACCGUAAGUAAGUUUUUGCCAAGCGUGGGAAUUUCUAUUCCUUUUUGUAAGGCCACGGCAUUUCCAUUUAAUUCCAGAAUUUUUUAUCAGGCAGGAUCUAGUGAUACUUUUCAUUUAGCUGGAGCGAAGGCUGAAGCACUCCAGUCUCUGGCAGGUUACUCGUCCUAACACACAGUGAACUAACUCAUGGAGUAGCCUGGGAUGUUGUAUAGUUUUGUAAAUGGACAAAUCCUUUCUCAUAGGCUGGACUUAAAUUAUUUAACUCAAAUUCAAUACUUCCAUCCAACUUCAUAUUUUAUAACUAACAGUUAACAAAAAACUUGGAAAAGACAGAAAACUAAAGGAAAGAAAAUCUGUCACCAUAGAUAUACAACUGAAAUACAAUCACUAGUAACAUUUCCAACUAUUUCAGCCUUUCUAUGGCAUGUUUUGGUUGGUUUGUUUUUAUAUAGUUGAAUGAUACUGUAUAUACAGUUUUGUAUUCUGCUUUUUCAUUUAACUUUGGAAAGUAAAUAUUUUCCAUGUGAUUAUAAGCUUUACAUAAGCAUUAAUUACUACAGUCAUCCUUUUAUACUUAAAUGUUUGGAAUAUUUUUUGACAUCUCUUUAGUUCCUUAUGCUAACCAUAGGCACAAUCCUGUGUUCUGAAAUCAGAGUGAAAGGAAUGAAACAAACUCCCACACUUUUUCCAGUACACUGUAAAUUUCAUGGAAUCUUAUUCCCUCCCCUUAAACAUUCAACAAGUAAGUUGACCCCUUUUUUUUUUUUUAAGCAUGCUGCAGUAAUUCUCAUUCCAUGACACACCUCUAAGUAUCUUAAUUUUUUUGUUGAAAGGGAAGAAAUAUGGAGCAAGAGAGUUUGUGUGCUGGGAUAGAAAGCAGCUACAUGAGUUUCGGAGUCAGGUAGGGUAAGGAAUUGAAGGAGGUCUGCUGGUGCCGGAUUAAUUCAACCUUGGUUUUUUUUUUUUAAACCUGUCUUUGUAUGAAAAUGACAUUUCAUGUUCCUCUUGUUAAGAUGUGCAGUGUGAAUACUGUGGGGUUCUUUUUGUCUAUGUGUCUUGUCUAAGGAAGAUUGAAAACCUGUAGCAUGUAUAAUGACUUUUUUUAUUUGAAAUUUUGUGAUUCUAUUAAAUGUAUCACUCUUAAGAGAUUGAUGUUUCCUAUCUCCAUUAAAAAAAAAAAAAAAAGAAG
Molecule: messenger RNA, 2781 nt
Organism: Loxodonta africana (African savanna elephant)
Lineage: Eukaryota; Metazoa; Chordata; Mammalia; Proboscidea; Elephantidae
Gene: VHL
Product: von Hippel-Lindau tumor suppressor
Biological process (GO): protein ubiquitination
Cellular component (GO): VCB complex; nucleus
Source: RefSeq, a predicted model, not a curated record